This is a messenger RNA of Argentina anserina (silverweed cinquefoil), 3408 nucleotides long. RefSeq lists its product as uncharacterized. The coding region runs from base 7 to 3282 and encodes 1091 amino acids. Lineage: Eukaryota; Viridiplantae; Streptophyta; Magnoliopsida; Rosales; Rosaceae. The record is from RefSeq and is a predicted model, not a curated record. The transcript has 23 exons.
CCCAAAAUGGAAAAACCACAGAGCCACUUCAUACUCCCCCACUCCACCUCGUCGGAGCUCUCAGACUCCUCACCGGAGUCGAUGACGUCAGUCACGCUCGGCCGCGCACUCUCCUCUCUCCUCUCCGCUCGCCCCAAAAAGCUACACGACGCCGUUUCGCGGCUCUCUCCCGACUCCACCGCCUCCUCCGUCUCCGCCUCCCUCGACGACUCCCUCCGCUUCCUCCACAACUACCUAAACGACGCCGCUCGCAGAAAUCAGCCUCUCGAUGAAGUCAUCAUCCCUAUGCUCGAUCACUGGUUGAGGAACAAGGAUUCGAAGCACGGCGGCCAAGCUAUGGUGGUUUUGAACUGGCUAUUUCAAGAGGAGUUGAUUUUCCGAGCUGUUGCGGCGGCGCUGGUUCGAGUUUUGUCGACGAAGGAUGACCGGUUCGUUGUGCUCGGGUGGUGUACUUUUGUGCGUGCUGUGUUGGAGUAUGAGAGCUGUGUUACUCAAUUUUCGAUGACCGGAAUUAAGGAGAGGUAUCCUGAUUUGUUGAAGAUACUCACGUCGUGCAUUCUGCAGCUCUUAGUUGUUAUGCAGAAAGGAAGCACUUUGCAGGAUGGAUAUGAACUUCCAUCUCGCCUUGCCGUGUCUGCCGCUGAUUGUUUUCUGGCUCUCUCGGAAGCAUUGAUCAGAAAAGGUAAUGUUCCGAGUAGCAAGGCAAAGUUAUCAGAUUCAAAGGCACAAAAGCGGCCGGUUACAUUGUUGUCCGUUGAUGGUGGUGAUAAGAAAACAAAACUAGCUCCUGCCUCAAACAUGGAAUUGGACUAUGUACUUUGGGAUCAUUUAGAGGAAGUUCUUGGUCUAGUGCAGAAACUCCUUGCUUGGAGCAGAAAAAGCCGACCCUUACAUUCCAAAGGAUUGGAGCAAGUGCUUAAGUGGUUGCAGGAGAUUAAAGAACAUUAUCAGAACGUGAAAGCUGAGGCAGGCUCGAAGGUCAUCAAAACUGGAAUAGUGCUGCUAUCUUCUUGUUGGAAGCACUAUGGCAUGCUAAUGCAUUUGGAAGAUCAAAAAUUUUCCCAGCAUUACAAAGAAUUGCUAGACCAAUACUUAGCAGGCAUACAGUUUUAUGCAGGUCAGACUGAGAAUAAGGAUGGGAGUGCUGAGACCAUAAAGUUUUUUCUGAAUUGUUUAUUCCUUCUACUGGGGCGAUUUGAUAGUAAGAAAUUUGAGAGUGUAGUCUCAGAAUACGGGAUGAGGAUAUCUCAGGUUCUUUUACCACAGCUUCAUUCUGCCGCUGAUGAUGUUAUUGACGGGGUUUUAGGCAUAUUCAAAGUGUUAAUAUUUAAACAAAAAUCACCUGGAAGCAGUCUCACUGACACCGGGGAGGUGGAUGCUGUACUUCCUUUGCUGAUUCACCUUCUAGAUGAACGGGAUGGCACAGCAAGAGCUGUGGUUCUGCUUAUCGCAGAAUACUGCUUGAUGAGCAGAGACAGCCAAUGCAUUGAAGAAGUUAUUGAACGCCUUGCUUCUGCAAAUCUUCAACAAAGGAGGAAUGCAGUUGAUGUUAUAUCAAAGGUCAUACAUUUGUCGUCAGAUUCAAAGAACGUGCAUUCCCAGCUACCAUGGCAAGAUAUAGCAAAGCAAUGCCUUCUUCUACUUGAAGAUGAAGAUAUUGCGAUUCGGGAAAAAGUGUCCAGUUUGCUUCCAUUGAUUGACCCUUUAUUAGUUCUACCUGCUUUAGUUAAUCUAAUUUACUCCGGGAAUGAAAGAAUGCAAUCGACUGCCAGUGAUGCCUGUGUUGUGGUGCUCAAACAUCAUAGCCAGAAUGCUGAAGUCAUAUGUAUGCUGCUUGACUGUCUUAGCAACCUCAGCCAAAGUGUAAAUCUUAACAGUAUUGGAGAUACAGUCCCGAAAUUGGAGAGUGAUCGAGUACUUAGGCUAAUCCCAGAGUGGUCUAAAAGUGUCCAAAGCUGGAACUUCUUGAUUGAACCGUUGAUUGACAAGAUGUUUGCAGAGCCAUCAAACGCAAACAUUGUUAGGUUUUUGAGUCAUAUAAGUGAGCACUUGGCAGAAGCUUCUGAUGUAGUGAUAUCUUGUGUUCUAAAGCAUGUUAAACGACGUAAAGAGAUGGAUGACAGCAGCUUAUCUGGAUUGGAGUGUCAAACCUAUAAUAAUGAUGACUCUGGAAAAUUGCAACAGACCCUUUUUGAACACCUUUGCCCGUUGCUGGUAAUUAAGAUGCUUCCGCUGAGAGUAUUUAAUGAUCUUGAUUCAACUGUCAUGUAUGGCCGUCUUUCCAAUCAAGAAAUUAUUCAUGACUGUCGAGACAUCAAUGCCAUCAAUCAGGAUUCUGUUACGGCUCUUCUUUUGAGAAGGACCUUUUGUCAGUUUGAAUUCAAUGACGUUCGAAAACUUGCUGCCGAGCUAUGUGGGCGUAUUCAUCCUCAAGUGCUAGUUCCACUCCUCUGCUCCCAGUUAGAAUAUGCUGCUGGUUCUCAGGAUAUAAUAAAGAUUAAAGCUUGUUUGUUUGCAAUUUGCACGUCCCUUGUGGUUAGAGGGAGGGAAUCACUUUCUCAACCUGGUAUGUUGAAAAUUAGAAAAACAUUAGAGACUAUGCUAUUAUGGCCUUCUCUGGAUGGGGAUGAAGUUUCCAAAGCACAGCAUGGAUGCAUUGAUUGCAUGGCAAUAAUGAUAUGUGCUGAGCUGCAAGAUCCAGUAUCAUCCAAUGUUGGGACGAAAGUUGGUGAUGCUGUAUUGAGAAACUCUGUCAUCAUGUAUGUGAUCAACCAACUUACACAAGAGAAAGACAUACGUGUUUCGAAGUCCAACUUGGAUGAUGUGACUGAGGUGCCAAUUCCACUGUCAUUUUACCUAUGCAUGGCUAAUGUUCUCAUCAGUGCUUGCCAAAAGAUGUCCGACUCUGGCAAGAAACCUUUUGCUCGAAGAUCUCUUCCUCGCCUCAUUCGUGCCACCGAGGUGAUUACAAAGUCACAGAUAAGAGCUGCAUGCACUCAAGUUCUCUUCUCGGCUGUGUACCAUCUGAAAUCUAUAGUUCUUCCUUACUCCAUGGAUCUUCUUAAAGUCUCGUUAAAAGCUCUUCAAAAGGGAUCAGAGAAGGAAAGGAUGGUCGGUGCAAAGCUAUUGGGGUCCCUUAUGGCCAGCGACGAUGCGAUAGUACAAAGUAUAUCGCCGGGAUUAAUGGAAGCAAGAUCUGUAUUGUCGAGUCUAUCUUCGACAGAUGCUUCACCUGAAUUACGUCAAGUUAGCAGAAAGUUGCUAGCUUGCCUAACUUCUUGACAUGGUGCCUAGGAUAGGAUUAUAAACGGUGCUUGUGUUUUCUUGUCCGUUGGUGUGUGUAUAUAUAAACUGUACAGCCGCAAUCAACAUAUUUACCAAAUGCCAAUGGUAGUUAUUGUUCUUUUU